AACGAGGUUUAAUAGACACCUGUAAGGCUGUAACGCUAUGUCGUCCUUACGUGAAUUCUAUAAAUUGAAUCCUCAUUGCUCUUUUGCAUCACAGAUAUCUCCACACAAAGAUACCAAAGUUAGCUGCUGCAAUGGCCGUAAGAGGAGCUGUUACAGCAACCUUAACUCAGCAAACAUGUUUAAUGUCACUUUCAAGAAACAAAACCCAACCUAAACAGAUUUCAGUCAGAGCUUCCACAAAUGGCUCAUAUAGCAAGGAUCAAAGUAACAAAUUGAUAAGGAAAGAAAAAGAUGGUUGGAAAAUUGAUUUUACUGAAGAAAAACCACCUACUCCAUUGUUAGAUACUGUUAAUUACCCUGUGCACAUCAGAAACUUAUCUACUCUGGAUCUUGAACAACUUUCCGCAGAGGUUAGAGCUGAACUUGUGUAUACAGUGGCAAAGACAGGUGGGCACCUUAGUUCAAGCUUAGGGGUGGUGGACCUAACUGUGGCUCUACACCAUGUCUUUAACACUCCAGAAGAUAAGAUAAUAUGGGAUGUUGGUCAUCAGGCAUAUGCGCACAAGAUUUUGACAGGAAGAAGAUCUAAGAUGCACACAAUAAGAAAAACUUCAGGCCUUGCAGGGUUUCCUAAGAGAGAUGAGAGCAUAUAUGAUGCUUUUGGUGCAGGCCAUAGUUCUACUAGCAUAUCUGCUGGUCUUGGCAUGGCAGUUGCAAGAGAUCUCUUAGGGAAAAAGAACAAUGUUAUCUCAGUGAUUGGGGAUGGAGCAAUGACUGCAGGGCAGGCAUAUGAGGCUUUAAAUAAUGCAGGGUAUCUCGACACCAACUUGAUUGUAGUAUUGAAUGACAAUAAGCAAGUCUCAUUGCCCACUGCAACAUUGGACGGACCUGCGAGUCCUGUCGGUUCACUCAGUAGAGCGCUAUCGAAACUCCAAGCAAGUCCAGAUUUCAGAAAAUUACGCGAAACAGCCAAGAGCGUGACAGAACAAAUAGGAGGGAAAACACACAUGCUUGCAGCAAAAGUCGAUGAGUAUGCAAGAGGCAUGAUCAGUGGUACUGGAUCAACUUUCUUUGAGGAACUUGGUUUAUACUAUAUCGGACCAGUGGAUGGGCACAACAUGGAAGACUUGAUCACUGUUUUAAAGCAAGUGAGAGAACUUCCUGCACCAGGACCAGUUUUGAUCCAUGUAGUCACGGAGAAAGGAAAGGGCUAUCCCCCAGCAGAGCAAGCAUCUGAUAAAAUGCAUGGGGUUGUUAAGUUCGAUCCUAGAUCAGGGAAGCAAUUCAAGUCCAAAUCCGCAACACUUCCAUAUACACGGUACUUUGCCGAAUCUUUAAUAAAAGAAGCUGAAGUAGAUGAGAAAAUAGUGGCUGUUCAUGCUGCAAUGGGUGGAGGAACAGGUUUAAAUUAUUUCCAAAAGAGAUUUUCAGACCGCUGUUUUGAUGUGGGGAUAGCAGAACAACAUGCAGUAACAUUUGCAGCAGGUUUGGCUACCGAGGGCCUCAAGCCUUUUUGCACCAUCUACUCAUCAUUCCUACAACGAGGAUAUGACCAGGUAAUACAUGACGUGGAUCUUCAGAAACUGCCAGUUAGAUUUGCAUUGGAUAGAGCAGGUUUAGUGGGUGGAGAUGGGCCAACCCAUUGCGGUGCGUUUGAUAUUACCUACAUGGCUUGUUUACCAAAUAUGGUUGUCAUGGCUCCAUCAGAUGAAGCAGAGCUGAUGCACAUGGUUGCAACAGCAGUAGCUGUUGAUGACAGACCUAGCUGCUUCAGGUAUCCAAGGGGAAAUGGUAUAGGAGUUCCCCUUCCUCCUGGCAAUAAAGGAACACCACUUGAGGUUGGAAAGGGAAGAAUAUUGAUAGAGGGGAGCAGGGUUGCAUUAUUGGGAUAUGGCUCUAUUGUCCAAAAGUGCUUAGAAGCCUCAAGAUUGUUAGAAUUAAGGGAUAUAACAGUGACAGUAGCUGAUGCAAGGUUCUGCAAACCUCUCGAUUGCGAUCUUCUAGGGAAUCUAGCAAAUGAACAUGAAAUUCUCUUAAUUGUUGAAGAAGGUUCCAUAGGAGGUUUUGCAUCUCAUGUGUCACACUUUCUCUGUCUGAACGGUAACAUGGAUGGAUCUCUCAAGUUAAGAGCAAUUAUCCUUCCAGAUAGAUAUGUUGAUCAUGGAGACUAUGAAGCUCAGUUGGAAGAAGCAGGAUUGACUUCAAAACAUAUAGCUGCAACUGUGCUAUCUAUGCUGGGAAAGCAAAACGAAGCUCUUACACUUUAGGUCCCAGCAAAUUUAAGUGUACAUGAUAUUAUAUUCUACUAAAGUGACCUGCAAGUGUAAAUACAUAUAGUUGAAUCUUUGUGAUGUGAGAUUGGGUACCAGAACGCAAUUGGCUACCUAGUUUUGUUAAAUUAGCCAAAAGUGUACUACUUGCAUGUACAAGUUUACUUUUCCCAUAUCACAACUUUUGGGAGUGAUAGUGAAUUAAGUAACACUAAGCUUGACAAAAGAACUCAUUCGAGAAACCAGAUAAAUGAAAUCUAAUAUACUAUUGUCUUCA
Messenger RNA from Beta vulgaris subsp. vulgaris (sugar beet), 2547 nucleotides. RefSeq names its product probable 1-deoxy-D-xylulose-5-phosphate synthase 2, chloroplastic. Bases 132 to 2267 code for a protein of 711 amino acids. Gene Ontology annotation, molecular function: 1-deoxy-D-xylulose-5-phosphate synthase activity. The record is from RefSeq and is a predicted model, not a curated record. NCBI's taxonomy places the organism in Eukaryota, Viridiplantae, Streptophyta, Magnoliopsida, Caryophyllales, Amaranthaceae. The transcript is spliced from 10 exons. Gene Ontology annotation, biological process: terpenoid biosynthetic process.